Xylona heveae TC161 is the source of this 3173-nucleotide messenger RNA. Its product is annotated as putative importin alpha re-exporter. Lineage: Eukaryota; Fungi; Ascomycota; Xylonomycetes; Xylonales; Xylonaceae. Gene Ontology annotation, molecular function: small GTPase binding; nuclear export signal receptor activity. Gene Ontology annotation, cellular component: nuclear envelope; cytosol. The record is from RefSeq and is a predicted model, not a curated record. The transcript has 10 exons. Bases 110 to 2998 code for a protein of 962 amino acids. Gene Ontology annotation, biological process: protein export from nucleus; protein import into nucleus.
CAACACCAACAACAAUAAUAUACCCUUUUCACUAAGCUCUUUGACGUCGUUUCUUUGGUCUUCAUCCACUCAUUUCCUUUUCUCUUAGACCAUACCAACGGCUGUCAUCAUGGCCGCAAAUCUGCAAGCCGUGGUUCAGCUUCUCGAUGCUACAUUGGAUCCCCGCCAGCAAAAGCAAGCGGAACAAGCACUUUUGCAGCAGGACAGGCAGCCAGGAUUUUCAUUAUCUAUUCUGCAAAUCGUCGCAAAUAACUCUUUUCCUUACACAAGCCGACUCGCUGCGGCCCUCUUCUUCAAAAACUUCAUUCGCCGGAACUGGACGGAUGAGGAGGGAAACUACAAGCUCCCCCAAAAUGAAGUGAUUGCGAUCAAACAAGAGCUCAUCGGCUUGAUGAUCUCAGUUGAGCCGGCGAUUCAGGCCCAACUAGGAGAUGCUAUUAGUGUAAUUGCUGAUAGCGAUUUCUGGGAGAGAUGGGAUACCCUUGUUGAUGACCUGGUCAGCCGAUUAACACCGGAUAACGCUGUCACCAAUAAUGGUGUCCUACAGGUCGCACACUCCAUCUUCAAACGUUGGAGACCGCUUUUCCGCUCAGAUGAUUUGUUCACUGAGAUCAACCAUGUGCUGGGAAAGUUUGGCGGUCCGUUUCUUUCGCUCUUCGAAUCGACCGAUGCCUUGAUCGAACAAAACAAAGACAACAAGGCUGCUCUACAACAGCACUUUGCGACGCUAAAUCUUAUGAUUAAGCUCUUCUACGACCUUUCCUGCCAGGAUCUACCGCCAGUGUUCGAAGACCACUUGCCCGCAAUUACGACCCUGUUGCACAAAUAUCUCACCUAUGACAAUCCUCUGCUCCAUUCAGAUGACGAGUCUGAGUCGGGUCCUCUUGAAUUUGUCAAAGCUGGAAUCUUUGAGGCGUUGGUCCUGUACGUGCAAAAGUAUGAAGACGCAUUUGGUCCUUUGCUCGGUCCUUUUGUGGAGAGCUCAUGGGUCCUUCUCACUACCAUUGGACCGGAGACGAAAUACGACAUCUUGGUCAGCAAAGCGCUUCAUUUCCUCACCUCGGUCGCUCGCAUCUCGCACCAUGCGCAAAACUUCAAUAACGAGGGUGUCUUGGGUCAAGUCGUGGAAAAGGUUAUCCUGCCGAACCUCAGUUUACGGGAAUCGGACGAGGAACUGUUUGAGGAUGAGCCGAUUGAGUUUAUCCGCCGAGAUCUCGAAGGCUCGGACAGCGACACGCGCCGAAGAGCCUCUACCGAUUUCCUCCGACAACUCAUGGAGCAGUUUGAAGCGCUGGUUACUGCAGUGGUCUCGAGAUACGUGGAGCAUUACCUUGCAGACUAUGCCAAGGAUACGAGUGCGAACUGGAAGUCAAAGGACACUGCUGUCUAUCUCUUCUCGGCUAUUGCGGCCAAGGGCGCAACCACUUCUAUCCAAGGUGUAAAGACCACCAACCAACUUGUGGACAUUGUGGACUUCUUCCAGAAGAAUGUGGCGAGCGACCUGACUGGUGGUAGCGCGGUUCAGCCGAUACUCAAGGUCGGCGCUAUCAAAUAUCUCUACACCUUCCGGAGCCAGAUGACAAAGGAGCAGUGGCAAAGCGCUUUACCGCUUUUGGUCCAGCAUUUGGCCGAGUCGGACUAUGUGGUUUACACUUACGCUGCCAUCGUUCUGGAGCGUGUCCUCGUGCUCACUACAGAGACGCGUGAGCCGAUAUUCGGCAAGGCCGAGCUCCAGCCAUUGUCAAAGGACUUGCUGGAACAUCUCUUCCAACUGAUUGAAAAGGAUGCUGCUCCCGAGAAGAUUCAGGAGAACGAAUUUUUGAUGAAGUGUGUCAUGAGAGUUCUGAUUGUCAUCAGGGAUGGAGUUGUUCCGAUUGCAGACUCUGUCAUGACGCAUCUUAUCAACAUUACACAGAUCAUCAGCGCGAAUCCAAGUAACCCUCGCUUCUACUACUACCACUUUGAAUCGAUUGGUGCUCUGAUUCGAUUUGCCGCGCCGACGCAACCAGAGAAGAUGGAAAAUGCCUUCUAUGGCCCUUUUGCAACCGUCUUGCAGAAUGAUGUACAAGAAUUCAUGCCCUAUGUGUUCCAACUUUUCGCUGCGCUCCUCGAGGCCAACCCUUCAGGCUCAUUGUCUGAUUAUUACAAGUCGCUCAUCUCACCUAUUCUCAUGCCACCUCUUUGGGAAUCCAAGGGAAAUGUCCCCGCUCUGGUGCGAUUGCUCUCUUCGAUCAUUGCCCGUGCUGCGGAGGAUAUUGCCAAGGGCAAUCAGAUCGAACCGAUUUUGGGUAUCUUCCAGAAGUUGGUAUCGACAAAGGUGAAUGAGAGCUAUGGGUUCGACUUGCUCGAGUGUGUAGUGGAGCAUCUCCCUGUGACUGCUCUUCAGCAAUACUUUGUCCCAAUGGUCCAGAUUAUGCUCACCAGACUUCAAAGCUCUAAAACCGAGAACUUUGCGCUUCGAUUUGUGCGUUUCUAUCACUUUAUCUCAGCACUGGAUGACAAGGGCCUGGGCGCCGAUUUCUUCAUCAAUGUCACCGAACAGAUUCAAGCAGGUGUCUUCACCCCCGUAUAUAUUAGCAUCAUUCUCCCGGAGACCCAAAAGCUUGCACGUCCGCUUGAUCGCAAAACGGCCGUAGUGUCGUUUACAAAGACGCUCUCUGACUCUGUUGCCUUUGUCGAAAAGUACAAGAAGGGCUGGGCUUACACGUGUGAGGCCUUGCUCAAACUCUUGGAAAACCCUCCUUUGCCAGUCUCGGCGGAUGACACCAUUUUGGAUCAAGACGUCGAUGACGUGAGCUUUGGUGUUGGCUUCACGGCUCUGAACACGUGCAAGAAGGCGCCCACCGACCCAUGGCCUGAAAUCAGUGACGUGAAGAAGUGGGUGGGCUUGUACCUUCGACAGGCUGACGCGAAGCACGGCGGAAGGAUUUCUGUAUUUGCACAGGAGAGACUGUCGCCCGAGGCACGCCAGGUCCUUGCCGUCUACAUGCAGGGCUAGAAUUGCGCGUUUGGGGAUCAUGGCUUUUAUUUAAGAAUCUUCUUUUCUCAUUUAAGAAAGAUAAAAGUUUGCAUUUGCGGGCGGUCUAUCUAGAGGUUAUAUUGCACCUGCCAAUGGGGGCUUGUUUAUAUCCAUGGCGCAUUUCAAGUACAUAGGGGAAUAGUUCAGACAUGAG